AUGUUCCCGUUCCGCGGGCGCGGUUUCCGGCCGCCGACGCGCGCGUCCUCCCGGGCCGCGUCGCCGUCGCCGUCGGCCAAGCGCCGGCGGCCGUCGCGCAUCCCCAGGUCGACGUCCGGCUCUCCCGCCCACCGGCCGGCCGCCGGCAAGCUCAGCACGCCGCGAGUGUCCAGGCCCGCCUCCCCGGGCAACGCGGCCGGACCUGAGGGCGCGCACGAGAACGGCACCGCGCCGGCGCCCAGCAUCGUCACUAACGGCGCGUCGCAGGACAGCCGGCAGUCGCAGGAGGCGGAGCCGGAGGCGGGAGCGGAAGACCCGGCGCUUCUGGGCGUCGGCGAGCGGCCGCAGCACGGGCUGUCCAUCCGGGGCGGCCUGGCCCUCAAGAAGGCGCUCGCGGGCCGGGUCGCCGCUUCCAAGGCCGGCCGCGAGCCACCGCCUCAGGCCCCCGCCGCCGAAGACGAGAGCCGCAGCGGCCACGGAGGCCUCAAGAACGCCGCCAACGUCGCCGCCGUACGCUCCAGGCUCUCGUCGCCGAAGGGGGGCAGGCCCGCACAUAGCGAGGAGCCGGUGUCUCGAGGGGCGAGGCCGAGCGUCGGUACCGCACUCAGACUGGCGUCGCGUCUGCAGUCGCCGAGGAGCAGGCGGAGCGCCCAGCAGCAGGACUCGGGAGGCGGCGAGGACGGCAUCGACGCGCCCCCAGAACCGGAAGACGGCGGCGGCGGUCGUAGAGGCGGCGGCGGCGCCGGCACGGGUCUGGCAGGCGUCGCCAGGCUAGCGUCGCGCGUCCAGUCGCCCUCGGCGGCGACCAGGGGGCGGCGGCAGGAGGAGGCAGCCCGGGGGCAGAAGGCCGGUACCGGAGGCGUGGCCACCGCCCUCUCACUGGCGGCGCGCAUCCAUUCCGGAAAGAGACGCGGCGCGUCGCCGGCCGCGGGUGACGACGACGCAGACGGUGGUGAGGUCGGAGGCGGAGACGGCGGCGGUGGCGGCAUACCGGUGCGCGCGGCCGCGGGCGUGGCGGCGGCAGCUAGGCGCGCCCGCUCCCCCAAAGCUGCGGACGCGGCCAACGCCGCCAGGGGCUCUACUGGAGCCGGCGCACUGAGAGGCGUGGCGGUGGCCGCUUCCCGCCUGCAGUCGCCGCGCGGCCAGAGAGGAGCAGCCAGCGGCGGCGGCGGCGGAGGAGGAGGAACGACGAUGGGAUCGUUCGCGAUGGCAGCGUCUGUGGCCUCUCGAGUCCAGUCUCCGAGGGGCCGAGCCGCUGUUGGCGCCGCAACCGCCGCCCCCGGCUCGUCGGUCGGGUCCGUGGCCGCUGUGGCGUCCGUGGCGUCCAGGGUGCAGUCACCGCGCAGCCGACCGGGAAGCGGCAAGCACUCGUCGCUGGCGUCGACGGCCUCCGUGGUGUCGCGCAUGCAGUCGCCGGGCACCAAGGCGGUCUCCCGGCGCGGCCAGCAGCUGCAGCAGCAGCCGUCCCGGACCGGGGGCCGCCUGGGCGGGCUGAUGACGCUCUCCGUGAUGCGGCGGCGCGCAGACCGCGCGCGCAGGCAGCUCUCCAGCAUCGCCUCCUCCACCUCCCAGGACGUCGACGCCGCCGAGGAGCCCGACCCCGCCGCCUCCGCCGCCACCACGACCGCCGGCCUGCGACCGGACGAAGCGGUGUACGUGACGCCCACGAUGGCUUCGCCGUCCAGCGUGACUGCCACAGUGACCAGCGUGUCCAACCGCACCACCACCACGCCCGCCGCGCUCGCCUCCGCUGACGCUGCCACCCCCGCCGCCUCGACCUCCCACAAGCAGCCGAUGGCGCCCGUCGAGGAGCCCACCGUCACCACCGCCGCAGCGACACAGGUACACCUGGCGUCGGUCUCGCUGCUGGCAGAGCCCAUCAGCGUGUCUGCUGCCCCCGCCGCCUCCGCCGCCCCCGCAGCACCGGCCACGCCCAGCACGCCCGACACGUCUAUCGCGCUGGUGGCCUCCACCACGACGCCCGCCCUGCAGCUGGCCGACCCCGCAGCCGAACCGCAGGCCCAGGAGCAGCAGCAGCCGCAGCCGCACAAGAGCGAAAGGCCCGACGCCAGCCUCUCCGUGGCCUCCAGCAAGGCGGCGCCACCGUUCGGCCCGGCUGCCUCCACCGCCAAGCUGGCGGCGGCAGCGACAACGGCGGAAGCCCCCGGCAAGACACCGAGGGCGGCCAGGGCCCGCGAGUCGACAGCGCCUCGCUAG
This is a messenger RNA of Schistocerca nitens (vagrant locust), 2217 nucleotides long. RefSeq names its product spidroin-1-like. Lineage: Eukaryota; Metazoa; Arthropoda; Insecta; Orthoptera; Acrididae. The transcript has 5 exons. The record is from RefSeq and is a predicted model, not a curated record. The coding region runs from base 1 to 2217 and encodes 738 amino acids.